Molecule: messenger RNA, 4560 nt
Organism: Phyllopteryx taeniolatus (common seadragon)
Lineage: Eukaryota; Metazoa; Chordata; Actinopteri; Syngnathiformes; Syngnathidae
Gene: txndc16
Product: thioredoxin domain containing 16
Exons: 20
Coding region: 393-2876 (827 amino acids)
Source: RefSeq, a predicted model, not a curated record
UUGUAUUCGCGACACUUAUUCAAAAACAAUAACAAUAUGUUAUGUUGAGGUAACUUCCUAAUGCGAUUCUCAAGGAACAAUGAUACAGUAUUCAUAUCUAGCUUUCCCUAUGGCUAUAUGGUUAAGGUUUUUUCAAACUCUUGGCUCUUUGGUAGGUCAUUAAACAAAUCUUUACAACAAGGAACAGCUAGCAUAAAAUGCUACAACACUUGUCACUGGUUCUUCUUAUUUUCGCCCGAGGCACAUUUUGUUGUACUUUUUCAGCUAUUUUCCACCCCGAGGAAGGACCUAGCUCGGGCCGUGUUGCUAUUGACGUUCCAGUAUUCACCUGAGCUGAGUUUUCUUGCUAUUUUUGCAUCUGAAAAGACCAAAGUUUAUGUUCUCAGCCUUGCAUGUCCAUCAUGUGGCUGCGUAUGACUUUCUUCAUGCUAUGCACAACUGCUGGAGGAUGCACAGACAUGUUCAACACAUCAGGCCUGCUGCUGGAAUUCAGGGCUGUUGAUUUUUAUGACAAAAUAAAUUCUGGGAAGAUGGUCUUUAUGUAUUUUGAGACUCAAGUCUCUCCAACCAUCUCGCUCUUCUUGGGGGAAUUGAAAAAGUCUGCAGAUGUUCUGAAAGAUUAUGGAAUACUCGUGGGCAAGAUCAACUGCAAAAAGGAGAUUGUUCCCUCAUACUGCAUGAAAGAAAAGGUGGAACACACUGCUUUUCUUUUCAGGGGUGGUAAGGAGUUCUUGAGUUUUGAUUUGGACACUGUGUUUGACGUCAACUCCAUUGUUUCUGAAGUCUUGUUUGCUAUUUUACGCGACGAGGUCAAGUACGUGCAUUCAGACGCCGACCUCUUUGUCAUGGAGAAGUCAGUCAGAGGGAAAAAGGAUAUCGUGCUUGCUUAUGUCAGCAGUCUGGGCACACAAGAGCACAGAUCAGUAAUGGAGACAGCUUAUGUGUACGGAUCCAAAUACCAGUUCAUCCUCAUAACUGGAGGGCCUGUCUUGAAGCACUUAGGUGUUCACAGAGCAUCUCCUUUGUCUCGAGUAUGGUUCCUCCACUGCAGGGCUCCCAACUCUGAGCGCUGCCCUCUGACACCUAUGAGGACACCACUGUCAACACUAAACCUGCACACCUUCCUGCAAAUCAUGGAGGCUCCGCUGUUGUCAGAAGUAUAUGAAGACCCCUCUGCUGUUCCAAGCCCGCAGUUUCCCUACCAACAGAUCCCCCAGGUCUUUCUGUUCUCACAUUCCGAAACGGAGCAACUAGAUCGGGACACGGCUGACACUCUGGCCUGGAGGCUACGUGGCCUCGCCCUACUGACGCUAGUGCACAGGAAGAGUCCUAUGGUGAAAACGCCUGUUGAAUAUAACGCUGCUUACAGGCUGCCAGACAAGGGGUCUGAGGUUAAGUAUUUAACCUUAGACAACCUGGAUGAGCUCUUGGAGCUCUUCCUCUGUAAUGAGGGAGAUAAACUCCAAGAUGAGGAGUUGGAGGAGGAAGAGUGCAAUAUUGAGGAAGAUGUGUCUAAUGGGGAGUUAGAAGACGAGAUUGUGGCAUCUGUCUAUGUGAACCGAGGCCACGUGGUGCACAUGGCCUCCAUUACCCAACUGACGUCUGAGGACUUCGCCGACACAGUAGUUCAAAGUGGCCUCACGGUGGUGCUUUUCUACCUCAAAUGGGACGCCGUUUCAAUGGCCUUCCUCAGGUCGUUUACAGAAGUGGCAGAGAGGCUUGCAGAUGCUGACAUUGCUGGUGUUACCAUGAGCGCAGUGGAUUGUGGAGAAUGGACAGACCUCUGCGCUGCUCAGCCUGUCGGCUCUCUCCCAGUCUCAUUCCAGCCCAUCACUGCCUUUCCAAGUGUCCUGCUGCUCCGCCCUCUGGAGCCAAUUCAGGAGUACAGGGGAAUGUUGGGAUGUGAGCCGCUGCAUCGCUUCAUUUUGCUGAGCCGCCCGGCGUCCCCCCAGCUACUGUCUACUCACCAGGAAGUGACAUCAUUCCUUCAUGGAGCGCCUCAUCCUGAGCUAACGGGCUAUUACCCUGACAGAGUAGUUGGACUAUUUAGGACGCACACACAUUCAGGUGUGCCAGUGUUUAAUGAAGCAGCAAAGUCAUUGCGAGGGAAGGUGCUGAGCGCCAUGCUGACAGAUGUGUUGGCACAGGAAUGGGCUGCCGAUCUCUCUGUCAACCUUCCUGCAGUAUUAGUGUUUCCUUCUUGGAGGGGACACUCCCGGCCCUCUGUGUUGUCCCUGUUCGUCUCCGUGGAUAACUUGGUCUCCCAUAUUGAAGCAGCACUGCUGCAUCCUUUGCCUGAGUUGACAGUGGAAAACCUGCCAUCCUUCCUCAGCCUGGGAAAAGCCCUUCUCCUGCUGUUUGUUGGAGAAGAGGAGGACGAGAUUGGACUGAGGCAGAACAAGGUGCUGCUGGAGGAAAUGAGAGACAUGUUGGAAUUGGGAGGCGAGAGGAUGGAGCGCUACUUGACCUGCUGGAUCCACCUUGGCCGUACUCCAGCUGGGAUGUCAGUACUGGGCUCUUAUCUGGGUUCUAUGCCCCCCCUUCCUGCACUGGUUCUCACUCAUUUGCCCUCAGGACAUGAAGUUUACGAGUACCCACCCAACACACCCAUCGUGGCCGGGUCUGUCUUGCAGUGGCUCCAGAGGGUAGAGGAAGCCAGAGAGUCUCCUGCAGGGAUGUUAAGGAAAGAUGACUGGCCUCCCUCUGCGGAGUUCUAUGACUUUCUGAAAAUCAUGGACGAUGAGGAGCCUGGCUUUGCUAAGCAACGCGUUCCCAAAGAAAGGAACGAAGAAGUGGAGGAGGGUGAGACAGAGAUGAACAUGGAGGAAACAACAACUGAUUCCUCCUACCACACGCCGCAUCACUCAGAGUUAUGACAAAUGAUUUUCACAUUAUUCUGUAAUAGUAACAAGGGUCAUUGGUAGUGUAGUGGUUCACAUAGCUGCUACACAGUUGGACUGCUCAAUGCCCAGUUAUUUACUGGUUAUCAGUCCAGGGUGUACCCGGUCUCUCAGCCCGAUAAAUCUGCAGUGAUGGACUUGAAAUUCUAUGAACAGGAUAAGCCAGUGGUUGACAGACUUUUUACCUGUUAAAGUACCACCUCAAAAAAUACUUAGCUCUCCAAGUACCACCAAUAUUACUGCCAUUAAGAUACAGUAGCAGAAUAGGGCCAAGUGCUCAUCAAAAACAAGGCAGAGGUUUUAUUCCUAAAAUGUAUAUUUGAUAUUGUAAGCCACUGUAACAUUAUGCACAGUUUGAAUAUUAACACUGGGCUUAAAUAAAGAAAAAUAGAAAACUUUUCAAGUUUGAAUAAUGAUUCAAGUAAAAUGUGUUGCGCAUCCUGUAAGUUAUUAAAAAAUUGAACUUAAAUAAAUGUUUAAAAACAAACCGUACUAGAAGAUUAAAUGUAAAUGACUUACAAUACUCAAAGAUUAAAUGCAAAUGCAUCGUACUUAAAAGUUAAAUAUGACUGAACUCUACCUAACAAAUGUACUUUAUUUGAAAAAAAAAAAUAUUUGAAUAUUUAAUUUAGUGAUAUUUAUUGUGCCACAAGAUGGAGCCUGCGCACCACGCUUUGAGAAUCAGUCGGAUAAGCAGUAAAGAACAUGAAUGAAUGAAUGCAUGUUAAUCACCCAUAAUGCCUUUGAAAGUUAGAAUUUUGUAUUUUCAUAUUGCUGUAAAAAAAAACAAAAAAUGUUACGCAAUGGGCGGCAUGGUUGAGUCCUUAGCACGUGUUCUUUUACUAAAUCAGUCAAAUUCCAGUGUCCUUAUGUUAAGGGUAUCUACAGUAUGUGUUGGAAAUUCCUCUGACUAUAUUUCCCACGACAAAUUUACUCCUGUUCUGUAAUAGCAAGCACAUCGAAUCCCUUCAAUUAGAAAAAGCGCAAGAAGUAACAAACCAGCUACGGAGAUCCAAAUUCACGCUUAAAUACAAAUAUAUGGAAAUGUUUGUUUAAAUGUCACACAAAACAUGUAAAACAGUAUAGAAUAGUAUCCCAUUGUUUUCUUUGUGUGGUAGCACUUUUUUUAUAAGUUCGAAUAUGCAGUCUGUGAUUUGUGCAAACAACUAUCAUUCAUUUAUAUUCCUUGUGUGUCCACAGUUACACCGUUUCACAGGUUUAUGCAAGUUAUGCACUGUGCUGAUUUUAUUAUUUUUGACAGAUUUGAAGUUAAGCAGUCUUAAAUGAGAUUUUUCCUUAAUGACGUCAGAGUUCAGCUCAUUGGCUGACGCUCAAGUUCACCGAAUGAUGAGAACACUUCUACACUCUGGCCACUUCAUUAUGAACACAUGCACAAUCUAAUGAGGUCAAAUAUACAAGCUGUAUCAAAUAUUCCGCCUUUCUGCUUGCUUGUCCUUGACACUGUCAGAGAGGUAUUCAUGCGACAGUAUGUUUAUUAUUGUGGAGCAAGCCUUCGCUGCCUCUAAUACUUGGGUGUCAGUCUCCAGAGGGAUUUUUCCAUUGUCAGGUGUAUCAAAUCGUGUGUAUGGUCUAUGGUUCUACUUUGGGAUUAAAAUGGAAUGGAAUACGAUUAAAGCCUGAGCCGUGAUUAUCAGAAAAA